Parathielavia appendiculata is the source of this 846-nucleotide messenger RNA. RefSeq lists its product as uncharacterized. The coding region runs from base 1 to 846 and encodes 281 amino acids. The record is from RefSeq and is a predicted model, not a curated record. NCBI's taxonomy places the organism in Eukaryota, Fungi, Ascomycota, Sordariomycetes, Sordariales, Chaetomiaceae. The transcript is spliced from 4 exons.
AUGAACCCCGUCAAUACCACGCCGUACAAACUGCCAGACGACGCAGUCUGGUUGAGCCGCGCCCUCGCGUCCCUGAUCGCCAGCAAGCCGUCCCACUGCCUGAGAGCGAAGACCCGCAGCCCAGCCGACCUGUCCUACCUAUCAGAGUACAACCCCAACAUCCUCAAGCUCGCCCUCGACGUCACCUCCCCGGAGUCAGUAGCCGCCGCCUUCGCCUCGGCAGCAUUCCACUUCAAUCACCGCAUCGACGUCGUCGUCAACUGCGCGGGGUACUCCCUCUCGGGUGACACCGAGUCGGCGACGGAGGGGGAGGGGCACCGCGAAAUGGAGACGCUGUUUUCGCGGCAAGGGCCGAGGGGGUUUGUCAUCUUCAAUAUCUCGUCGCUUGCGGGCCUGUGCGCGUUUCCGGGGCACGCGUAUUACCAUGCCGGCAAUUUCGCGGUCGAGUGGUUCUCGGAGAGCGUGGUCAGGGAGGUGAAGCCUGGGUGGAAUACUGACAGCUUGGGGACAGUCAACGUGCGCAUUGUGGAGUCCAGCGGCGUCAAGACGAACUUUGAGGGCCACAGCAAGGCGCGCACCAAGCCGCACCCGGCGUACGCGGGCCCGGACAUGCCGGCGCGCAAGCUGGAUGCCUAUGUCAACAUGGGCAUCAAGUCGGGCGCAGGCAUGAUGGAGCCGUCUGCAGUGGCCAAGGCCAUCUAUAAGGUGACCAGCCGCGGCGAGAGGAUUUCUCUGAUGCUGCCGCUCAGUGCGGUGGCGUGGAAGAUGGCCAAGGCCCAGUUUAAGAGUCUGCUGCAGGAGUUUGAGGCCGACAAGGAGGUUAGCGGGAUGGGUCAGCAGCUUUGA